Messenger RNA from Tupaia belangeri chinensis (Chinese tree shrew), 1636 nucleotides. It is a transcript of the gene ALDOC, whose product is annotated as aldolase, fructose-bisphosphate C. Gene Ontology annotation, biological process: glycolytic process. Bases 153 to 1247 code for a protein of 364 amino acids. The record is from RefSeq and is a predicted model, not a curated record. The transcript is spliced from 9 exons. Lineage: Eukaryota; Metazoa; Chordata; Mammalia; Scandentia; Tupaiidae. Gene Ontology annotation, molecular function: fructose-bisphosphate aldolase activity.
CCCCCCUGGGGGAGUCACGUAGCUCUGCGGCAUCCGCAUCCUCAUUUACCCGAGCCAGGAGCCAGUACCGCGACUGCAGCUGUUGCUCCUCUGGACCAGAGCUGUGCCUGCGGCUGCUGCUAUUGACUGGCUGCACACAGAGAGCUGUCACCAUGCCCCACUCAUACCCAGCCCUUUCUGCUGAGCAGAAGAAGGAGUUAAAUGACAUUGCCCUCCGGAUCGUGGCCCCGGGCAAAGGCAUUCUGGCUGCAGAUGAGUCUGUAGGCAGCAUGGCCAAGCGGCUGAGCCAAAUAGGGGUGGAGAACACGGAGGAGAACCGCCGGCUGUACCGCCAGGUGCUAUUCAGUGCUGACGACCGUGUGAAGAAGUGCAUCGGAGGGGUCAUCUUCUUCCACGAGACACUCUACCAGAAAGAUGAUAAUGGUGUCCCGUUUGUUCGUACCAUCCAAGACAAAGGCAUUGUCGUGGGCAUUAAGGUUGAUAAGGGUGUAGUGCCUCUAGCUGGGACUGAUGGAGAAACCACCACUCAAGGGCUGGAUGGGCUCUCGGAACGCUGUGCCCAGUAUAAGAAGGAUGGUGCCGACUUUGCCAAGUGGCGCUGCGUGCUGAAAAUCAGUGAGCGUACACCCUCAGCACUUGCCAUUCUGGAGAAUGCCAACGUGCUGGCCCGCUAUGCCAGCAUCUGCCAGCAGAAUGGCAUUGUGCCUAUUGUGGAGCCUGAGAUCCUGCCUGAUGGAGAUCAUGACCUCAAACGCUGCCAGUAUGUUACAGAGAAGGUCCUGGCUGCUGUGUACAAAGCCCUGAGUGACCAUCAUGUGUACUUGGAGGGGACCUUGCUCAAACCCAACAUGGUGACCCCUGGCCAUGCCUGUCCCAUCAAGUAUAGCCCAGAGGAAAUUGCCAUGGCAACUGUCACAGCCCUGCGUCGCACUGUGCCCCCAGCUGUCCCAGGAGUGACCUUCUUGUCUGGAGGUCAGAGUGAAGAGGAGGCAUCACUCAACCUCAAUGCCAUCAACCGCUGCCCCCUUGCCCGGCCCUGGGCCCUCACCUUCUCCUAUGGGCGUGCCCUGCAGGCCUCUGCGCUCAAUGCCUGGCGAGGGCAACGGGACAACGCUGGGGCUGCCACUGAGGAGUUUAUCAAGCGGGCUGAGGUGAAUGGGCUUGCAGCCCAGGGGAAGUAUGAAGGUAGUGGAGAAGAUGGUGGAGCAGCUGCACAGUCUCUCUACAUUGCCAACCACGCCUACUGAGUCCCCACCGCACACCACAGCCCGUGGGCCAGCCGCGUGCGCCUACUCUUGUCUGUAGUCAGCCAGGGCUAACGAGCAAUGCAGAACAGAGAUGCCUUCAUUCAGCACCAAGCCUUCUUCCUCUUCUCUUCACCCUUCCCCCUCUCAUUGCUGUACCGGGACCAUAGGAUGGGAGGAUAGGGAGCCCUUUGUGAUUGAGGGCAGAAGAACUUGCUAGAAGUCAGAAUAGGAUGCCUGGGUCUCCCCUGCUUUUGCCAGCCCCAACAAUUUCCCCAUGAUGGGAAGCUUUUCCUUGGGAUCAUCUUGCUUGCCCUCUCUCCUAGACUCAGAGGGUAGUACACUCAUGCCUUGAGUACAUACAACAUAGCAAAUAAAUGACAGCAAAACAU